This is a messenger RNA of Pezoporus occidentalis (night parrot), 1621 nucleotides long. RefSeq lists its product as uncharacterized. NCBI's taxonomy places the organism in Eukaryota, Metazoa, Chordata, Aves, Psittaciformes, Psittacidae. The transcript is spliced from 3 exons. Bases 16 to 1323 code for a protein of 435 amino acids. The record is from RefSeq and is a predicted model, not a curated record.
GCCGACAGCGUCCCUAUGGAGACGGCUCCUGACGUCACGGCCGCGCCGAAGGGCGGCUCCUCCUCCUCGUCGUCCUCGUCCUCCUCCUCGUCGUCCUCUUCCUCCUCCUCCUCCUCUUCCUCGUCCUCCUCCGACUCCGACUCCAGCUCCAGCUCCUCCGAGUCCGGGCCCCCCUCGCCGGCACCGCCUGGCCCCGCCCCUGACGGGUCCCCCAGUGCCGCCACCACCACCACGGCCACGGAAGGGCCGGCCCCGGCAGCCCCGGCACCCCCAGACCCGGCAGCCCCGGUGACCCCGGCCCCAGCCCCGGAGCCCGCGGCGGCGGCAGCAACAGCGGCGGUGGCAGCAGCGCCGCCAUCGGCGGAGACCCGGGAGGGCCGUGCCGCCACCGUCACCCGCCGCAAGCGGCGCCGCUCUUCCUCCUCCUCCUCCUCGUCCUCCUCCUCCUCCUCUUCCUCCUCGUCCUCCUCCUCCUCCUCCUCCUCUUCCUCCUCCUCCUCCUCUUCCUCCUCCUCCUCCUCCUCUUCCUCCUCUUCCUCCUCUUCCUCCUCCUCCUCUUCUUCCUCCUCCUCCUCCUCCUCGGCCCCUCCCGCCGCCGCUCCCGCAGCCGCCCCCCCCCAACCCUCCUCUUCCUCCCCGCCCCCCCCGGACCCCCCCGACCCCGCCAGCGCCCCCGCAGCGACCCCCACCCCCUCCAAAUCCCCCCCUCCCCCCACCUCCUCCGCCCCCCCUGCUUCCACCUCCACCCCCACCCCCUCCACCCCCACCCCCACCACCUCCUCUUCCUCCACCUCGGAGCCCCGCCCCCCCCUCCUCUCCCUGGUUCCCGCCAAAACAGGGGGCGCGGCCACGGCGGCCACGCCCCUCGCUCGCCCCCCCGGCUCCCUCCUCGCCCUCCCCACCGCCCCCUCAUUGGCCCGCGGCAUCGCCGGGGGCGGGGCCCGGCCCUCGCCCCGCCCCUUGGCCCCCCCCGGCUCCCUCCUCAGCCUCACCCCGACCCGGGCCGGGGGUGGGGGGGGGGCGGCGGGGGGGGGGCUGACCCCGAGGGGCCCCUUCCCGCUGCUGGGCGCGGGGGGGGGCGGCAGAGCAGGGGGCGGGGCUUUCCCGCGCCCGGCCACUCCCUUUUUGGCCACGCCCCCCGGGCGGGCGGGAGGGGGCGGGGCUUACCCGCGGAGCCCCGCCUCCUCCUCCUCCCCUUUCCUGCGCGGGGGGGCCGGUGGGGUGUGCGGGUUCCGGUCCUGCCUGCAUCGUUUCCAGGGUAACGGGCUUAUGGGAUGCGGCGGACGUAUGGGUGGGAGCUGCCUGCACCGUUUCCAUGCCUGAGCUCGGCCCAGUACAACACCGCCUUGUCCCAGUACGGCAGCGCCCAGUACCAGUACGCCAUCAGCGCCCAGUACGCCCAGUACGCGCAGCUGGCGGCCUCCCAGUACCCCGCCAGCGCCAGCAGCAGCACCAAUGAGGUGACCCCGUACACGGCCACGACCACCGCGGCGGGCGGCGGGGGGGCCGCGGGGGGGGACUCCCAGUACAGCACCAGCGCGGCCCAGUACGCGGCCAGCGCCGCCCAGUACGCGGCGUCGGGGGCCGCGGCCGCAGCGGGAGGGGGGGGCACGGACGCGGC